AUGCGCCCUCAAAUCUCCACGCCUGCCAAGGCGACGGGCCUUGUGCGCCGUCACAACCUCACCACCAAUGCCCCGGGCAAGAUCCCCAACCGGCCUGGCAUGAACCUCAACCUCAGUGGCGACCUGUUCGGCGGCGGCGGUGGCAGCUUCCCCGGCAGCAGCCACAGCAACCACAGCGACCACGGCCACCACAAUCAACCUUCCCCGGGCCCUUCCCAGCUCCAGGUCAUCUACCAGCUCAACCAAGUCCACAACUAUUCGCCAAGCAUGCCCACCUCGCCUGAAGGCGCCAUCCCCAACAUCCCCACGCAGCUGUUCGCCCAGCAGCAGAAUGAGAGGGCUGAACAGAGGGCGGCUCGCAUCUCGCCAGUUCCCGAGGAGGAAGACACUCGUCACAGUGACGACGACAACGCCGAAGACGUCACGCAAGACAAACGCUGCAUCCAGCAGGCCCGUCCCAAGGUCAUCGAGUACGCGGCCAACCCCAUCCUCAGCGUCCUCCCCAAGCCCCGUCCUCAGCUCAGAUCCUCGGCUCCUGGAACCAGUGCUGUCGGUUUGGGUGAGAUGACCGGUUCCCAUGCUAUGACGGGCGGUCCCUCUGCUCUUGCCAACCAGCGCUCCCUUCAGCCAGCCCAGCGUCCCCAGAUGGCCCAGCAGGCCCCUCACACCACUCACCAGACGUACGAGCCUCGUGGCGAGGGCCACUUUCGCCAGGAGUCUCUUGCCCACCAGUCCAACUAUAGCAAGCCCAGCAACCACUUUGCACCCAACUUGAACGCCAGCGAGAUCGAUUUCGGCUUUGACAACUUUGAAGCAGACUUCAACGCCUUCUCUCACCAACUCCACCAGGCGCAGACCCACCACAAGCACGCCGUCCAGGACGAUGCCAAUGGCCCCAGUGGCCUCGGCCAGCCCUCGACUGCCAGCAACAACAGCAUGCAGCAGCCCCACGCCACCAGGGCCGCCGAGCCCGCUGCCGCGCCUGUCCCCACUCAGCUCGACUUCGGCGAGUCCAACCCCUUCACCCAGGCGGAGCCACUUGCUUUCCCCGCGGCUGAGGCAAACCACGACGUUCUCGCUCGCUCCGCCAAGCGCAAGUAUGCCAACCCCGAGGACGACCCGACUCACGUCGAGACGUUUGACGACCUCGACGUCUCCCAGUUCAAGACCCCCUCGCAGCCCAAGGCCACCGCGCCAAAGGUGACUUGGUGCUGCACUCCCACACUCGCCGCUGACUCUCAGGGCUACUUCCACGCUCCCAAGUUUAGCACGCCCUUUGAUCCUCUCGAGGGCAUCUCGCUCGACGACCUGUGGAACCGCGCGGCCAAGUCGUCCGAGGAGAGCCAGCACUCCAACUCUGUGGCGUACGAUGACUACUCCAAGGAGGUCGUCGUCAAUAUGAAGGCUUACAUGGCCGAGACAUUCACCAAGUUUGACACGCUCACGGCGACGGCCAACACUGCACUUGCGUCCAAGAAGAUCGUCACGUUACUCCACACGGAGGCUCGCCAGAAGGCUCACGAUGACGAGCCCCCCACCAAGCGUGCUCGUACCGAGUUGGACUAG
Apiotrichum porosum is the source of this 1566-nucleotide messenger RNA. RefSeq lists its product as uncharacterized. The transcript is spliced from 6 exons. Lineage: Eukaryota; Fungi; Basidiomycota; Tremellomycetes; Trichosporonales; Trichosporonaceae. The record is from RefSeq and is a predicted model, not a curated record. Bases 1 to 1566 code for a protein of 521 amino acids.